AUGGACGACUUUUCGACCGGCGCUGACGAUGAUCUCGUUCAGCCACUAGGCUCUCCGAGUGACGCUCUUUUUGGACUCGAUAACCCAGACUACGACAACCCUAGCAAACCCAUAUCGACCGGCACUCCUGCUGACGAACGCAUGCCCGACGAUAAUGCCGACGAAGCCAUCGUGGAUUUCGACCGAGGCGACUUCUCUAACAACGGCGAGAUCGCCGACAUUGCCCGAGAGCCUGUAUCUUCGACGAAAAAAGACAUACAAACUUCAACACACAUCGAUGUCGGGAACGACAAGCGCAUUUUCUCCACUGCAGUCGGGGUCGAGCUCGACAUUUCCACUGCUGUCAUGUCUGAUCUGACCAGUGUCUCCUCGAUCGUUGAGCCGGAGGAUGGUCACCAGAUCGAGGAGAGCGAACUACAGACUCCCAAGUUGCGUACUUCUAAUUUCGAGAUCAUCCUUCCAUGCUUGUCGUCAGAAGAACGCGCGCAUUAUACCUCCAUCACCAGCGAUGUCGUCAACGAGAUCAUCGAGGAGGUCCUUGGCCCGGAAGGCGAAGUGUGGUACAAAAUGGAGUUCACGGAUGGCCGGCAGGAUGUUAGUAUUUAA
Messenger RNA from Colletotrichum higginsianum IMI 349063, 606 nucleotides. RefSeq names its product SNF2 family domain-containing protein. The coding region runs from base 1 to 606 and encodes 201 amino acids. The transcript has 2 exons. The record is from RefSeq and is a predicted model, not a curated record. Lineage: Eukaryota; Fungi; Ascomycota; Sordariomycetes; Glomerellales; Glomerellaceae.